AACCACACACACAUAGCUCUCUUCUUCUUCUUCUUCUUCACUGAGAGCUCUUUUUUCUAGGGUUUCUCUCUCUCUCUCUCUAAUGCGACUCUUCUUCGGUUCUUCCAUGGCGAGACUCUUUAUAUUCCACUCCGUUCUUCUCCUCCUCUUCACUCUUCCUCUUCCGUCAAUCGGAGAUCUCGCCGCCGACAAAUCCGCUCUUCUCUCCCUUCGUUCCGCCGUCGGUGGUCGUACAUUACUCUGGGACGUCAAACUCACCACGCCAUGCAACUGGACCGGCGUCGUAUGCGACGGUGGUCGUGUCACCGCCCUUCGUCUUCCCGGAGAAACUCUCUCCGGUCAUAUCCCGGAGGGUGUUUUCGGUAAUUUAACUCAGCUCCGUACGCUCAGUCUCCGUCUCAAUGCUCUCACCGGUACUCUUCCUUUGGAUCUCGGGAGCUGCUCAGAUCUUCGGCGUUUGUACUUGCAAGGUAACAGAUUCUCCGGUGAGAUUCCGGAGGUUUUGUUUAGUCUUAGUAACCUCGUUAGGUUGAAUCUUGCGGAGAAUGAGUUUACGGGUGAGAUCUCUUCAGGGUUUAAGAACCUUACUAGGCUUAAGACUCUGUACCUGGAGAACAACAAGCUCUCUGGCUCUCUUCUUGACUUGGAUUUGCCUUUGGAUCAGUUCAACGUCUCUAAUAACUUGUUGAACGGAUCUAUACCUAAGAGUCUUGAGAAGUUUGACUCUGAUUCGUUUGUGGGAACUUCACUCUGUGGCAAACCGCUUGGUGUCUGUUCUAAUGAAGGAACUGUGCCAAGCCAGCCAAUUUCUGUUGGCAACAUACCUGGAACACUGGAAGGAAGCAAGGGGGAGAAGGAAAAGAAGAAGCUUUCCGGUGGGGCUAUAGCUGGAAUAGUUAUUGGAUGUGUGGUUGGUUUUUUCCUGAUUGUUCUGAUUCUGAUGGUUCUUUUCCGGAAGAAGGGAGGAAACGAAAGGACAAGGGCUGUCGACAUUGGCACUGUUAAGCAACAUGAGAUCGAAAUUCCAGGGGAGAAAGCGGCUGUGGAGGCACCGGAGAGUAGGAGCUAUGGGAAUGAGUACAACCCGGCUGCGAUGAAAGCUGCAGAAGUGAACAGUUCAGGGAUGAAGAAACUUGUCUUCUUUGGGAAUGCGACUAAGGUUUUCGAUCUGGAGGAUCUGUUGAGAGCUUCUGCGGAGGUUUUGGGGAAAGGAACGUUCGGGACAGCUUAUAAGGCGGUGCUUGAUGCGGUUACAUUAGUGGCUGUGAAGAGGCUGAAGGAUGUGACGAUGGCGGACAGAGAGUUCAAGGAGAAGAUUGAGGUUGUUGGAGCGAUGGAUCAUGAGAACUUGGUGCCAUUGAGAGCUUACUAUUACAGUGGAGAUGAGAAGCUGCUAGUCUAUGACUUCAUGCCUAUGGGAAGCUUGUCAGCUCUCUUACACGGAAACAAAGGCGCAGGACGGCCUCCGUUGAACUGGCAAAUCCGAUCACGUAUCGCCCUUGGAGCUGCUCGUGGCUUAGACUAUCUUCACUCACAAGACCCGUUGAGCUCUCACGGAAACGUCAAGUCCUCCAAUAUCCUCUUAACAAGCUCCCAUGACGCACGAGUGUCUGAUUUCGGCCUGGCUCAGCUCGUCAGCACCUCAUCCACAACCCCAAACCGGGCCACUGGGUACCGUGCCCCCGAAGUAACUGACCCGAGGCGUGUCUCACAGAAAGCGGAUGUGUACAGCUUUGGUGUGGUGUUGCUAGAGCUGCUCACCGGAAAAGCGCCGUCUAACUCCGUGAUGAACGACGAAGGAAUGGAUUUGGCGAGGUGGGUGCAUUCGGUGGCAAGAGAGGAGUGGAGGAACGAGGUUUUUGACUCGGAGCUGAUGAGUAUCGAGAUGGUGGAAGAAGAGAUGGCGGAAAUGCUGCAGCUUGGCAUUGACUGUACAGAGCAGCACCCUGACAAGCGACCAGUGAUGGUGGAGGUGGUGAGGAGGAUCCAGGAGUUGCGCCAAUCGGGUUCAGAUCAGGUGGGCUAAGGACAUUCGAUGAAAGGAUGAGACUUGAGAGGCUCAUGAGUUGAAUCGGUGGUACGUAACGACGGCGUUCUUGGUGUUUGAUGAUUAAGUGUUAGUUUAAGAAUAUGGCGGGGAAUUAGAGUGAGUUGGGGGGUCGUUAAUUAGAUGUUUUUAAUUUUGGUGUUCUUUUUUGUUUCUUUCAUGUGUGGGCACUGAUGAUGAGGAGUUCCUUGUGGUUGUAAUUAUUAGUGCUUUUAACCUUUUUAACUUUAUUUCAGUAUUGUUUCAGCU
Messenger RNA from Camelina sativa (false flax), 2296 nucleotides. The record is from RefSeq and is a predicted model, not a curated record. Lineage: Eukaryota; Viridiplantae; Streptophyta; Magnoliopsida; Brassicales; Brassicaceae.